Molecule: messenger RNA, 585 nt
Organism: Phytophthora infestans T30-4
Lineage: Eukaryota; Oomycota; Peronosporomycetes; Peronosporales; Peronosporaceae
Exons: 1
Coding region: 1-585 (194 amino acids)
Biological process (GO): (1->6)-beta-D-glucan biosynthetic process
Cellular component (GO): endoplasmic reticulum membrane; plasma membrane
Molecular function (GO): glucosidase activity
Source: RefSeq, a predicted model, not a curated record
AUGAAGAUCGACUACAUUCGAGUGUACCAGGACAGAGGAGACGACCUCGAGGACGACAACUACAUGUCGAUCGGCUGUGAUCCGGCCAGUCACCCCACCAAGAAGUGGAUCGAGGGGCACAUUGACGAGUUCGUGGACGACGACAACCCGUGGAAGGAAGUGUCGGGAAAAGCCUUUUGCAAGAUCGACGACGACUGUACAAUUGGCGGGAACGUCGGCGCGUCGGCGCUAAAGACUGGCAAAUGCGUCAAGAACCGCUGCCAAUGCACCUACUCGACGUCGUGGGGCGGUCCGCGUUGUACGACGGCGCUGGCUGGAUCGACCAGUUCGAGUGCCAGUAGUCUGUCGAAUCGUGCGUACGGCCCGCCCAUGGGUUUGUCCAUGGGUGUCGCUGCCGUCAUCGUCUUCUUGUCGAUCGUCUCGGUGUACAUGAGUAUAGCCUCGAUGAAGAAGCAGGCGGCGCUCUUGACCAAGACGAGCGCUCAGGCCAAAAUGGCGGCUAAUAGUAUCGACGACGGUAGUGUCAACCACGGCAACUCAACUGGCCAGAGACCCAAAGACAACUACAGCCAGAACUUUGUCUAA